AUGGAGCCGGAUUCCAAGCGACGGAAGACAGUGGAGCCCAACGGUGCCUCCUCUUGGGAAGUGCAGCCUGUUCUUUCAGAGCAGGAAUCACAGGGCAUCAGGCUCAUGCCGGUCUAUGCCGCCCCUGUCCUGGAUAAGAAAGAGACCUGUCGCCUGGUCAAAGAGAUCUCUGCUGUCUAUCCGUUGAGUGACUAUCCUCAUUUGAAACGUAUCCGGGCCUGUCUCUCUGCAGGCAGCUCCCACCCGCUGGAGAUGAUCUUAUGCCUUGCAGGCCUCAACGGAGAGCAGGCCGGCUUGCGGUCUCUCGCUGAACUCUUUCCCAGUGGCCAAGUAGACUUCUGUGGUUUGGGGAAACCUUUCUUGGUUCACGUGCCGGCCUGUGCGCCCUUGACUCGUCCCCAGUAUGAGGAAGCUGUGUCGCACUGGCCUGUCUCCUUCCACGAAAACAAGCGGAUCAGCCAAGCUUUGAAGGGCUGUCUUUUCUCCCCCCUGGAAAGGAAUCGCAUGCAGAGUUACAUGGAAUUGGCCAUCCAAGCAGCCCAGCAAGGAACGAGGCAGGGUAUGGAGCCCAUAGGAGCUGCUGUGGUCGACCCGGCCACUGGCCGAGUUCUGGCUGUUGGUCACGACUGUAGAGAGGGCUCCAACCCACUUCUCCAUGCUGCCAUGGUCUGCAUUGACUUGGUGGCUCACAGCCACGGAGGGGGAGCUUACAGCUUCAAAGAUUAUCCUGCUUGCACUUUUCUUUGUGCGGACAACACUGCCCAACCGCCUCCUUCUCUUGAGGAUGGCCUUCCGUACAUUUGCACCGGGUACGACAUAUACUUAACUCGGGAACCGUGCCUGAUGUGUGCCAUGGCGCUGGUGCACUCCCGCAUCCAGCGGGUCUUCUAUGGAGCGCCAUCCCCUCAGGGGGCCCUGGGCACAACACACCACAUCCACAGCCGGAAGGACCUCAAUCACCGCUAUGAAGUCUUCCGAGGCAUUCUGGAAGAUCAGUGCAAAUGUUUGUCGCGGCUUUACGAUCACAAGGAAUCAGCGUGA
Protobothrops mucrosquamatus (brown spotted pit viper) is the source of this 1041-nucleotide messenger RNA. It is a transcript of the gene ADAT3, whose product is annotated as adenosine deaminase tRNA specific 3. Gene Ontology annotation, cellular component: nucleus; cytoplasm. Gene Ontology annotation, molecular function: tRNA-specific adenosine-34 deaminase activity. The transcript has a single exon. Lineage: Eukaryota; Metazoa; Chordata; Lepidosauria; Squamata; Viperidae. The record is from RefSeq and is a predicted model, not a curated record. The coding region runs from base 1 to 1041 and encodes 346 amino acids.